Molecule: messenger RNA, 726 nt
Organism: Benincasa hispida (wax gourd)
Lineage: Eukaryota; Viridiplantae; Streptophyta; Magnoliopsida; Cucurbitales; Cucurbitaceae
Source: RefSeq, a predicted model, not a curated record
AUGCUUGAUUUCCUUCACUUUCUUGGCCUUGAAGUAUCAUUGAGCUUUGCUAGCUAUUCAUUGUCUCAAGUAAAGUAUGCCUUGAAUCUUUUGUUGCGCUCUAGUAUUACUGACUUUGCUACAGCUCCAACACUAGUCAAUCCCAAUGUUUGCUUGACUCUGUUUGAUGGAAUUCCACUUGAGGAUACCAGUCUCUAUUGUCAUCUUGUCGGCAGUCUUAUUUAUUUGACAAUCACUCGUCCUGACAUUGCAUAUGUUGUUCACAUUGUUAGUCAGUUCAUGGCUGCCCUUCGGACCAUUCAUUUUACUGCUGUUCUUUGUAUCCUCCGUUAUGUCAAAGAACUCUUGUGGCUUCGUUGGCUUCUUGCUGAUAUAGGAGUUCCUCAGUCGUCUGCCACUAUACUUCACUGUGACAAUCGUAGUGCCAUUCAGAUUGCUCACAAUGAUGUUUUUCAAGAACGCACCAAACAUAUUGAGAAUGAUUGUCACUUUGUUUGUCAUCAUCUCUUGAGCGAAACUUUGAUGUUACGCUCUAUUUCCACCGCUGAGCAACCAACCGACAUUCUCACCAAAGCGUUGCCUCCUGAGAUUGAAGAUGGAAAUGUAGAGGAAAUUGAUCAUGAUGAGAAGGAAAAGGAUUUUGAAGUUGAUGGACAAGAAAUUGAAGUUCAAGAACAAGAAGUUGAAGAAGAAAUUUUGAUUGAAGAAGAAGAAGAACUUGAAUAA